This is a messenger RNA of Ostrinia furnacalis (Asian corn borer), 1658 nucleotides long. Its product is annotated as esterase FE4-like. The coding region runs from base 27 to 1610 and encodes 527 amino acids. The transcript has 3 exons. NCBI's taxonomy places the organism in Eukaryota, Metazoa, Arthropoda, Insecta, Lepidoptera, Crambidae. The record is from RefSeq and is a predicted model, not a curated record.
CCACAUACAGUUCAGUCUAGCCGAAGAUGCGAGCAUUACAACCGCUUAUUAUUUUCGGGGUUGCCCUGCAAGUUUUUGGUAAUGAUUUUGUGGUAGUCAAUACUUUUAAAGGCCAGAUAAAAGGUCGUGAUGAAGGAUCUUAUAAAACCUUCUUUGGGAUUCCGUACGCUAGAGUGGAUGAGGAGAAACCGUUUGGGGUGUCUUCACCCUACCCAAAUUUCACCGAGCCAUUCGAAGCUACCGAUCCUACCAUAAUUUGCCCUCAACUAUACCUCACUCAUGGCGUCAUCCAAUGUCUACGGCUUAAUAUUUAUGUCCCCAAAACCACAGCCAAGAAGCUCCCAGUCAUGGUCUGGAUUUAUGGAGGGGGCUUCAUCUUUGGUAGUGCCGGCGGCUAUGGAGGCCAGCAUUUAGUGCAGCACGAUAUUAUCGUGGUAACAAUAAAUUACAGACUUGGUCCAUACGGAUUCCUUUGCUUGGAUGACCCAGAGGUUCCUGGCAACCAGGGUUUGAAAGACCAAGUGGACGCUCUGAAGUGGGUUCAGCAAAAUAUUGAAGCCUUCGGCGGGGACCCUGCGAAAGUUACCAUCGCUGGCGAGAGCUACGGUGGAGGCUCUGUAGAUCUGCACAUGUUUUCGAACACAGAAAAGUUGUUUGACAAAGCAGUUGUGCAAAGUGGCACUGCUCAAGCGGACUCCAUCUUUGUGAAGCCAGAUUACAAGGCUGCGAUUAAACUGGCUGCUUUAUUUAAUCACACAGCCAGUAGUACUAAAGGUGCUCUAAAAUUCCUUGCACAAAAAGACCCUCAAGAGUUGAUGACAGCCUUCAGUUCCUCUGGCAUAUUGCUUAGAGCCUGCAAAGAAAAGAAGUUCAAAGGAAUACAGAGCUUCCUUACUGACGACCCUUUUCAUUUGUACAAACCGAAAAGAGUAAAAGACACACCUGUGCUCUUUGGAUAUAAUAGCAAAGAAACAUUCGAUACAAUUGCAAACAAAACUGAUGACUUUUUUGAAACUAAUAAGGAUGUGUUUAUAAAUGAGCUAAACAGAACUUUCAACUUUCAUAAGAAAGAGUUGUUGCAAAUAGCGAGUAUUAUGAAGAAGUUUUAUAUGGGAAGCAAACCAGUUGGACAAGAUACUAAACUGGCUUUGGGUGAUUUUUGGGCUGAUUUUCGUUUAACAUAUGCAACUGAAGCAUCUGUGACAAGGCUAGUGGACCAGGGCGCUAAAGUGUAUAAGUACAUUUUCUCUUACAUUGGAAAUAGUAAGUAUAAGAAUGUAUCUGGAGCUGGAGCAUACCAUACUGAGGAACUGCAGUAUUUGUUCGAGUUGGGGGAAGAAUUCGGUUUUAAUCCUUUAGUCGAGCCUGAACAAAUACAGAUGAGGGACAGGAUGACCACAAUGUGGGCGAAUUUUGUUAAACACGGGAACCCUACUCCAGAGACAUCGGAUCUCCUGCCAGUGCGAUGGGAGAGGGUGCCCAAGGACUCCAGACCCUACUUGAACAUAGAUGUGACGAUGGAAAUGCUCGAAGACGUGUACCAUGACAGGGUAGCAUUCUGGGACCUACUGUGGCACAACUAUUGGAGAAAAUCCAAAAUUUUAUCGUAAAGAUACAAAUUGAUGAGAAUAUUAUGUUGCAAAAUAACUAUCUAAAUC